This is a messenger RNA of Exaiptasia diaphana, 2558 nucleotides long. Its product is annotated as nucleolar complex protein 3 homolog. Gene Ontology annotation, molecular function: chromatin binding. The record is from RefSeq and is a predicted model, not a curated record. The transcript is spliced from 18 exons. Gene Ontology annotation, cellular component: nucleolus. Gene Ontology annotation, biological process: DNA replication initiation. Bases 152 to 2476 code for a protein of 774 amino acids. Lineage: Eukaryota; Metazoa; Cnidaria; Anthozoa; Actiniaria; Aiptasiidae.
CCAAAAGAAGACAUGGAGCCCAAAAGAAGACAGGGAGCCCAAAAGAAGACAGGGAGCCCAAAAGCCUUUUGUAACCAACACACGUGUUUAGUAAUGGCGAACGGAGUGAAGCACUUUUUAUCGUUUUUGAGUCUUUCGGCGUGAACGAAACAUGGUAAAAAAGAAAAGAGGASAGUACAAACCUCAGAGAAGCAAUAAUUUAAGUGAGAAGYGGUCUAAAUCUACUUCUCUGCAAAACUAUCAUGAAACAAUGGAAGAGGAUUUUGAAGACGAUGUUAUUGAAGAGGAGGACCUCGAGUUUUAUAAAAACGCMGACCGUAAUUUAGAUUUUCUUGCAAACUUAAACGAUGGUUUCAAUGAACAAAAWGGUGAAAGUACAAGGAAAAGAAGAAGAAAAACAAAUAUGGAAAAUUCGGAAGCACAUUAUGAGAAAGAACCCAGGAUGCUGCAGGAUGAUAUGGAGGAGCAACGUGAACUACUACCAAUCAAAAGCAAGAAAGGUUUUAUACAAAGAAUGAUUGACAAGCCAGUUCAAAAAGAAGAUACCAAUAACAAUGACUUAGAAGAAACUCAAGAAACCGAUGAUAAACAAGAAAGUGUWCCUGCUUCUCCCUCUACACUUAGCAUUGUUGAGUUGUAUGCWAGAAGGCAACAGAAAUUAAAUGAACGCAGACUCAGGAUUGCUGAACUUAGUAAUGCAGUAUUGGAAAAACCAGAAGAAAAUAUACCACAGUUAAAAGAACUUUGYUCUUAUUGUGACGAAAGUGAURUKGACAUAAGAAUCACAACAAGAAARCUAGCCAUGCUUUCAUUAUUAGAGGUUUUUAAGGACAUUGUGCCCGGGUAUACUAUUCGUCAGUCAACAGAAAAAGAGAAAGAAACAAAGGUUUCCAAAGAUGUUCGAACGAUUCGGGACUUUGAGGAAGGAUUACUUCAGGCAUAUCAACAAUACUUACAGAUCCUAGAAAAAACAGCUCAAGGAGGAAGUAAAGCUAACAGGAAAAGGAAAGCCAAUGGUGAAGUACAGCAAGGAGAGGGUUUGAUAUUUAUAGCAGUGCAGUGUAUGUGUGACCUACUAGUGUCGCUGUCUCACUUUAAUUAUCGCAACAAUCUCAUCACAGUUUUGGUGCCAAAAAUGAAUGAUCUUGACACACUUAAUGGACAGAUAUCACACCUUUGUUGUGAGGCAUUUCAGAGUCUUUUUAAGCAAGAUAAAGUGGGUGAURUUUCUUUAGAGGUAACAAAAGUGAUAAGUAAAUAUGUAAAAAGUCAAAGCUAUAAAGUCAAACCUUGUGUUUUGCAAGUGUUCCWACAUUUAAGAAUAAACGACAUGGAUGUGCUGUCUUUGAAAGAGAGAAAAGAGAAUGAGAGCAAACCAACAAAACUAAAAGGGCAAAAUAAGAGAGAUAAAAUGAUGAAAGCAAAGAUGUCUAAGAAGGAAAGAAAGAGACAAAAAGAAAUGAAGUCAUUGGAGAAGGAGCUUCAAGCUACCCAAGCUGUUGAAGGUCAAGAAAAGAGAGCUAAAGUGCAAACUGAGAUUCUUAAGUUUGUUUUUGCAACAUACUUCCGUGUUCUCAAGUAUAGAGCCAGCUCAACUCUGCUGUCGCCAGUGCUGGAGGGACUUGCUAAACAUGCUCAUUUGAUAAACAUAGAUUUCUUUGCUGAUCUKAUGGCAGCUCUUCAGGGGCUUAUUGUUAAAGAGGAGCUUGCUUUGAGAGAUAAACUGAACUGUGCACUGACAGCUUUUAAGAUUUUGUCAGGCCAAGGAGAGGCUUUGAACAUUGACCCAAGAGGGUUUUAUUGUACUCUUUAUACCUGUCUCCUUCAACUCAAUGCAGACAUAAGCAAUUCUGAUGUUGAUGUUGCUUUGAAGUGUCUAGAUGUCAUGAUGAAGAAGAGGACGAAACAGAUUCCUAUCCAAAGGGUGUCUGCAUUUACUAAGAGGUUGUCGUCUAUUAGUCUACAAGUGAUGCCUAACAGUGCACUUGCUUUGCUGUCCUUUGUUAGAAUCUUCUUUCAGCUUCACCCAAAAUGUCAAAACCUYCUGGACAGUGAUACAAUGGGYAUUGGUAUAUACCGACCGGAUGUAGAAGAUCCAGAGCUAAGCAACACAGAAAGUACAACUUCAUGGGAACUWUCUUAUCUUACAAGUGCUCACUAUCAUCCGACUGUAAGAACUCUAGCUGGAAAUGUAGUUUUAGGGUCUUCUUCGCAAGUUAUUGGCUCAAAUCUUACAAGAAUGCAACCUGAAGAAUUAUUCAAAGUAUACGACAGCUCAGAAAUGAAAUUAAACCCAGACAUAUCAGAAUUAGAAAAGAAAAAUUUCAAAUCAUYCAAAAAAGCCAGGACACAGAUGYAUAACAAUGAUGUCACAUGGAAAGGAUCACCAAUUGAGACACCUGUAAAUAAAGCAAUUGAAUUCACUGAACAGAACUUGCACAACAYAAGCUUGUUUACUUUACCAAUAAGAACAUGAUGGUGAAUCGCCUGUKAGUGAAAAAGAAAGCAGUUUUUAAAGGUUGUUGUUUUUAAAGACAAUAAAUUCUUUACAACAUUCA